AUGGCUGGCUGUGGUCAAAUGAUGAUUUGGGCGGAGGCCUUGUGCCGACGCCGCCAGCGAAUCAGUGUUCAGGUACAGACAGAGCCAGGACCUUCGACCAUUGACAAAGACGCGCAAGCAAACAGAGGCAUGAGUGCAAGCGAAAAGGAUUUUAUGGAAUGCUAUAUCCGGAAGGCUCGAGAGCUUGAAGAGAUCGUGGCAGAGCAGGCAAGGAUGAUUGAGCGGUGCGAAGAUGAACUUCGCAUCUUAAGGCGAGAAGCCCGAGAGCAUGCACUGCUCCGGGAGCAUCAUCAUCGAGUUCUUCUUGAGUUGAGAGAGGCAAGAGCGCCAGAUCCGAUAGUUGUGACUGUUAGCGGUAGCAGCUACCACCGAGAAGACUGCGGCAAUAUCAGUCGCUCUAGAAGGCUGUGUGCAUACGGGCCCUGCCAGAACUGCCUUCGCUGA
Molecule: messenger RNA, 444 nt
Organism: Symbiodinium natans
Lineage: Eukaryota; Dinophyceae; Suessiales; Symbiodiniaceae
Source: the annotation of a GenBank genome assembly